This is a messenger RNA of Arabidopsis arenosa, 1060 nucleotides long. The record is from the annotation of a GenBank genome assembly. Lineage: Eukaryota; Viridiplantae; Streptophyta; Magnoliopsida; Brassicales; Brassicaceae.
AAUUCAACAAAACCGCAGAACACAAGCAGAGGUGAUUCUCUCUCGGUAUCAGUUGGUGAACAAGACUUGAAGAUGGUCAGAAGCGGUGCAGAAGUAUUGAAAUCGAAUUCUGUAAUGCACAUUGAGCAACAGUUCAACAGUGGAGAGGAGUUCAAGGAUCAGCUGUUGAGGUAUGUCUUGAAGACAAACUAUGAUGUGAAGUUGUGCAAAUGGGGUCAAACACAGCUGGCGGCUAUAUGCAGCCAUGAGAAAUGCAAAUGGAAGAUUUAUUGUUCUGUGGAUAAAGGAGUAAAGAAGUGGGUAGUCAAAACAUAUGUUGAUGCUCAUGCACAUGCUAUCAGUGGCAUACCUUGUCCACAUGCAAUAUUUGUUAUUGGAGAGCACAACCGCGAUCCAGAAGAUUAUGUUGACAGACAUUUAGAAACAAAAGUCUUGAAAGCUACCUACAAGGACAACAUAGAACCUGUCAAUGGAGAAAGACUAUGGAAGAGAACUGGGAAAGGGGUAAUUGAGGUGCCAGAUAAGAGGAAGAAGCGGGGGCGGCCUAAGAAGUUUGAUAGGAUAAAGGAGCCAAGUGAAUCGUCAACUAAUCCAACCAAACUAACAAGAGAAGGAAAAACUGUGACUUGUAGCAACUGUAAGCAAAUAGGUCACAAUAAGGGAACUUGCAAAAACCAAGCUGUGCAAUCUGCUCCUCCACGCAAAAGAGGAAGACCAAGGAAGUCUGUGCAUUCAAGUGCUCCAGCAGCUAAUCCAAGUGGUAGAGGUCGUGCUCGUGGACGUCCUCCUGGAGUUAAAAAUGGUCAAGGCAAGGGUAAAGGCAAGGGUCGUGGUAAAGGAUCCGAUGAAGCUCCAAGACCUCCUGUCUUUUUCAUGUCUCCUUGGACUGAUAAGGUCUUUGAUGUUUGGAGACCUGAGAAGAAAUAGGAUAGAUUUAUGUUCUCUUUUGUGUCCUUAUUGACUUUGUAGGAUGAUAUCUAUGUAGGAUGAUGUGUUUGGUAGGAUCCUGAUUUGUUUUGGUGGGAUCUUUAACUUUUCAAACUAAACGGCUCUUUUGGAU